GGAGUGACCUCGCUCGCCCGACAGAGCAACGGCUCUCGACCCCUAGCCCGAAGGCAGCCUCCGCUCCCAGGGCCCAAAGCCCUGAUUGUGCUCAGUCCCCACCUCCCAGAGGGGCAGAAGACCACCUUCGUCCCCCAGACGGGCUGCUUUUCGGCGGCGGAGGGGCCCGAAGGGCGGGAGAAGAGGCGGCGAUGGCGCUGUGGCCGGUGGUGCUCGGUGCGCUGGUCCUGGGGCUCCUCGGGGCCCUUCACCUCCUGGGGGUCUUCCGCCGACGCCGGCCCGGUGAGCCGCCCCUGGACCGGGGCCUGGUGCCCUGGCUGGGCCACAUUUUCGACUUCCGGCACGACUCGGCCUCCUUCUUGAGCCGGAUGGAGCGGCGGCACGGCGACAUCUUCACGGUGCUCCUCGGCGGCAACUACUUCACCUUCGUCUUGGACCCGCUCUCCUACGGAGCCGUGGUCAAGGAGGCCCGCAGCCGGCUGGACUUUGACCUCUACGCCCGGGAGCUGGUCUUCCAGGUCUUCGGCUACCGAGGCCCCCGGGAGGACCACGGCAUCAUCGUUAACGCCAGCGUCAAGCACCUCAUGGGCCAGGGGCUGGGGCACAUGACGCAGGCCAUGAUGGAGAACCUGGCCAAGGUCCUGCCCAGGCUGGAAGGCCCCGGUGCGGCCGGCUGGCGGCAUGACGAGCUGUUCCAUUUCAGCUACAGCCUGGUCUUCCACGCCGGCUACCUGACCCUGUUCGGCUGCAAGGAGGAGGCCGGCAGCGGGCCCCUCCUGGAUAACAUCUUCUGGGAGUUUCGCCAGUAUGACCGCCUCUUCCCCCGGCUCGCCUACUCCGUCCUAAGCCCGUGGGAGAAGACCAAGGUCGAGCAGCUCAAGCGCCACUUCUGGGACCGGCUGUCGUGCCGGAAGAUGGGCCAGUGGGCCAAGAUGAGCCCCUGGAUAGUGGACCAGCAGCGCUCUCUGGACGAGCAGGGCACACCCCAGAGCAUGCUGGACCGUUUCAACUUCAUGAUGCUCUGGGCCUCUCAGGGCAACACAGGCCCGGCCUCCUUCUGGGCCCUCUUCUUCCUCCUCAAGCACCCGGAGGCGCUUCGGGCCGUGCGGGCCGAGGUGGACGGCAUGCUCCGCGAGGCAGGCUGGCGGGGCGGCAGUUCCCUGUGCCAGGUGACCUACGACAUGCUGCAGCGGACCCCCGUGCUGGACAGCGUCAUGGAGGAGACCCUGCGCCUGACCGCCGGGCCCAUCCUCAUCCGCUCCAUCCUGCAGGACAUGACCCUGGACAUGGCCGACGGACGACGCUUUGCCCUCCGCCGGGGCGACCGCCUGGCGCUCUUCCCCCACCUGGCUGUGCACCUGGACCCGGAGAUCCACCCCGAACCCCACGCCUUCAAGUACGACCGCUUCCUGGGCGCCAACGGCAGCCGCAAGGUGGAUUUCUUCAAGAACAGCAAGCGGGUCAAGUACUACAGCAUGCCCUGGGGGGCCGGCGUGUCCAUAUGCCCCGGGCGCUUCUUCGCCACCAACGAGAUGAAGCUGUUCACCUUCCUCAUGGUGGCCCACUUCGACUUGGAGCUGGAGCAGCCCGAGGCCGAGAUCCCCCCCUUCGACAAGAGCCGCUGGGGCUUCGGCAUCAUGCAGCCCACCGCCGACGUGCCCUUCCGCUACCGGCCACGCUUCUAGCCGAGGAGACCUCUGCCCUCCGGGACCUUGGUGAGAGAGAGGGACCCGGCGGGAGAGGCAAGGGUAGGGCAAAAGGAGAGUGGGCCGUGUCGUAGGCGUCCCAGCCUGCCCUCCACCCAUGAGCAUUCCCCAGGCUUCCUCCCUCCAUUACCCAGGGUCGGUCACUGGAUGCUGGCUCAAGUGGGGACAGUGGGUUGGACUACAUGACCUCUGGCUGCCUUCCGGGUAGCAGAGCCUCUGUUUCUCCUCCCUUCUCACCUACUCCCCAUCCUCCUCCUCCUUCCGGGGGGUGGUAUUCCCUGAGCUCCUACUGUGUGCGGAGCCCUGGGCUGUGGGCCUGGGGUCCCCAAAAAACACACCACACACACACACCAGCGGGGAGUGAGCUGAAAUUCCUACCUUCAAGAAGCUUCCCGCCCAGCAGGAGCGGCCUGCCUACAGUCUGCUUAAGCGUUUAUGGGGUAGUGUAAUGGUUCCGCAUCCAUGCUGCUUUUUUCCCCCACUCUCAGUUAUGAAUGAAUGCACAAGUAACAGUCUC
Messenger RNA from Tachyglossus aculeatus (Australian echidna), 2223 nucleotides. RefSeq names its product 5-beta-cholestane-3-alpha,7-alpha-diol 12-alpha-hydroxylase. The record is from RefSeq and is a predicted model, not a curated record. Lineage: Eukaryota; Metazoa; Chordata; Mammalia; Monotremata; Tachyglossidae. The transcript has a single exon. Bases 192 to 1685 code for a protein of 497 amino acids. Gene Ontology annotation, molecular function: iron ion binding; heme binding; sterol 12-alpha-hydroxylase activity.